GAGAUCAGCACACAUGUCGUGUAAAGAUAUCUCAUGAUGUCAUCUAUGUUGAUUGAUCUUCUUUGUCCUUGAAAAGACGCAUCAUCAACACACAUUUGUCGUCAUUUGUGGAUGUGAUACCAGAAAAUUACGGACCUCUCAGCUUUCAACGCGGCAUAUGCAAAAGCCUACCAAUAACUUUUUGUAGAUACUGUUCUGCUGGAUCAGUCAAAAGAUGGCUGGGAAAGGAAAGGGAAAGGGCAAGGGCAAAGGCAAAGGCAAAAAGCCGGUGGUCAAUGAGAACCUUCCGUUAGAAGAGAUGACCGAGGAGCAACUGACAGAGCGCAUCGCCAAGAUAACAGGGGAGCUCGGCCGCAUCCAGGAGGAGAAAAAGAGCUUCCAGUUGAUGAGGGACCAGGUCACAGCCUUCUGGGAGAUCUCCAAGGGAAAGCUCCAGGACGUGAAGGACAAGCUGAGGGAGGGCAGCAUCGCGCGAGACGAGGCCAAGAUGCGCAACCGGGUGAAGGUGGCGAAGUACCAGCAGAAAGUCCGGCACCUGGAGUCUGAGUGUCAGAGCAACAUCUCCCAGCUGAAGCUAGACAAGGCGAGUUACUCUUCCCUCCAUGACAACAAGCGCUUCGAGAUGGAGCAGGGCGCCCUGAAUGAGAUCCGCAGUCUGCAGGUGGAUCUCAGUGAGAAAGAGCUCCACAGCCAAAACCACAUCGAAGAGCUGAAGUUUGAACAGGCGUUCGAACUGGUGGACAUUAGAGUCCCGCACGACUGGAGGACGGUGGAGCUGGAAGCCAAACACAACGCCGAGAUCCUCCCGAUGAUCGAGGCGUCGGAAAAAAAGCUGGAGGCCGAGAUCAACAUUCUGGACACGCAGAUGCAAAUACGUCUGGAGACGCUGAAGAAAGAACAUGACGGCGCCUUCCGACUGGCGCUUCAGCUGAGUUCAGAUUUUUACCAAGCCCACAUGGAGGAGAUUUGCCUGCUGGAGAAACAGCUGACCACGCUGAUGUGCCAGGGUGUGGUGCGCCAGCUGUCCUCGGCUCACAAGCAGCCGUCGUGUCCCCAUGAGAGCCUUCAACAGGACAAGAAGAAGCUGCAGGAGCUCCACAAGCAGCUGGAUAAGCACAACGAGGACAAGGCUAUGAGGGACGCCAGCGAAGCUCGCGUGAAAGUGCUGGAAGACGAACUGGAGGAGUUGUCCGUUAAGCACGGGAGGCUGCUUGAGGAUCUCCAUUUCAAGGAGCUGGAGCAGGAGAACCUGCUCAGGAAGCAGGCGGAGGCUCUCCUGGAGGCACAGCAUCGAAAUGGACUGAGGAAGAGGCAACUGAAGAUGAAAGUGGAAGCUGUGAGCGAAACGCUGGAGAAGCUUGAGAUGAGCCUCAGCAUGUAAAAUUGUUGACGUGGUUAGACGUUUUGAAUGGAUGCACAGUUGGCCUGGUGGAACUGAAAGGGUUGACCACGGUCAGAGGAACUCGGUGGUACACAUUGACAGGAGGAAGCGGACAUCUACUAUUGAUCGACUUCGGAUGGCUUCUUGAUGCAGUUUCAAAUCUUUACUAUCAGAUCUGGAACACGCUGAUGUCCUACUGAUGGAAUUGGAGGAAUUCUCAGCUUUUGCUCAGACUAUCUGCUCCGCAACCAGGACCAGGACAAGUAAGGGUGGUGCAGUAGUGUUUUCACACCUGCUGCGGUGUUAGAACACACUUUUGAGAGCCUAAGAAUAGAAACAUACAUGUGUAAAAUUAAAAAGCUUUAUGUUCAAAA
Molecule: messenger RNA, 1755 nt
Organism: Nerophis lumbriciformis (worm pipefish)
Lineage: Eukaryota; Metazoa; Chordata; Actinopteri; Syngnathiformes; Syngnathidae
Product: dynein regulatory complex subunit 4-like
Biological process (GO): flagellated sperm motility
Cellular component (GO): Golgi apparatus; microtubule; motile cilium
Molecular function (GO): microtubule binding; small GTPase binding
Source: RefSeq, a predicted model, not a curated record